UUAGGAGAUGUCAAGAUGAGGAGGUUACUGUUCCUUGCAUUGAUUUCUUCUACAAUACUUUCUAUUCAAAGUGAAGAGAACUUAAGCACUAACACAAGCAAAGAUGUAUCACGAUUUCAACGGUCCUGUACAGCUAAACAAUGUAGCGAUGAGGAUUUUCAAAAGUUAUUGGAUUCAUUCAUGACUCCAGCAGCAACUACGAAGGCUCCUCCUCAGGCACCACCACCGCCUCCACCCCCACCUAAGAAUGAAGUAAAUCUAUUUAAAGACAUUUUUUCUUUGAUUGGCAAAACCAAAAAGGCAUUAUUUGGAUUUGGGUAACA
Drosophila eugracilis is the source of this 323-nucleotide messenger RNA. RefSeq names its product formin-F. NCBI's taxonomy places the organism in Eukaryota, Metazoa, Arthropoda, Insecta, Diptera, Drosophilidae. The record is from RefSeq and is a predicted model, not a curated record. The coding region runs from base 16 to 321 and encodes 101 amino acids. The transcript is spliced from 3 exons.